Messenger RNA from Triticum dicoccoides, 1829 nucleotides. Its product is annotated as exocyst complex component EXO70B2-like. Gene Ontology annotation, molecular function: phosphatidylinositol-4,5-bisphosphate binding. Bases 1 to 1734 code for a protein of 577 amino acids. The transcript is spliced from 2 exons. The record is from RefSeq and is a predicted model, not a curated record. Gene Ontology annotation, biological process: exocytosis. Gene Ontology annotation, cellular component: exocyst. NCBI's taxonomy places the organism in Eukaryota, Viridiplantae, Streptophyta, Magnoliopsida, Poales, Poaceae.
AUGUGGAAAAAUCUGGUGUUCCUGUCCCCUGCGGUUAACCACUCUACCCUGGCCCUCUGCCUCCACAUGAGCUCCUCGCGAGAUGUCCACAUCAGCAGGCCGGGAGAACCUCUCCAGCCCGGUCCCAGACCGUUCCGGCACGCGUGCGUUCUUGUCGACGCUAGCCACAAUUUUUCCCCAGCGCUACUCUCACUACUUCUGCUACGCUUGGACUUCCCCUCCAAAAAAGGAAAAUGCUACGCUAGGAUUCCAUUGACUGACCUGACCACAGCAGCCGCCAUGCAUGGGCACCACGAGAUCAGCUCCAGCAGCGGAGGCAGCAGCCCGACCUCCCUCUCCGACCCCUCCAUCGACAGCGACGACGGCUCCGCCACCACCGACGAGUACUGCCCCGACGACCCGCGCGAGUUCCGGCGCCACGUCUCUUUUUUCUCCCCGUCUGUGCUCGCCGAGGUCGACCCCAGCAGCUUCCGUCCGAUCUCCUCGUCCUCCUCCUGCGUCCUGGCCGACGUCGACAAGCACCUGCAGCGCAUGGUCCUCCUCCUCCCAGCCUUCUCCGCCGCCGCCACCGCUCCGCGUGCCGACGCGCUGCGUCAAUGGCUUGCCGGCUUUGACGUCGGCUGGGUGCUGGACAUGGACGACCGCCGAAGCCUCCCGCGGCGGGAGGUCGGGAGGAGGGUCAGGGCAUGGGCGCAGGCGCUCGGCACCAUGGAACGCGUUUUCCGCCACCGGCACCGGAAGGUCCGCAACCCGGUCAACGACGCAGCGGCGGGGGAGCUGGCGGCGCUGGGGCAGCUCGCGGCCGAAAGCGCCGGCGCGAUGCUGAGGCUGGCUGGUUCCGUCGUCGCGCUUGGGAGCUCCCCGUCGAAGCUGCUGGCGGCGCUCGACGUGCACUCCCCGGUCUCGGUGGCCUACCCCGGCCUCGCCAGGAUGUUCUCGUGGCCCCCCUACCACCCCGUCACGGCCGCGUCCGACGCCGCGCUGGCCGGCCUGGUGGACGCGUCCCGGCGCUGCGUGCGCGACCUCAGGGCGUUCAUACGCGCGCCCCAGUACCCGUGGCGGAUGCCGCAGGGCGGCGAGGUGCACCCGUGCGUCGGCUUCUGGAUGGGCUACUUUCGCUGCAUGCUGCGCAACCGCGUGCCCCUCUACUUCGUCCUCGCCGCCGGCAACGGCGACGCCGACACCGACUCGCCGCCAACGACGCCGCUCGCGCCCGACGAGAGCGGCCUGGUGACGGAGCUGAUCUCGUGCCUGGAGGCCGUGCUGGAGGAGCAGUCCGCCGCGCUCGCGUUCCCAGGGCUAAGGCAUAUCUUCAUGCUGAACAACACGAGCGCCAUCCUGCGCCGCGCCGUGCGCUCCGACCUCAGCAUGCUCCUGCCGCCCAGCUGGGUGCUCGUCCGCGAGGAGCGCAUGGAGGGUUACAUCAAAGCUUACCUGCAGGUUUCCUGGGGGACCGUCGUGUCGCGCCUUGACGGGAAGCCAGGAGCCCUGAACGCCCUCCGGCGACGGAACCCGCUGAGCGCAUUUUACCUGGCGUUGGAGAACGCGUGCAGCAUGCAGAGAGGCUGGAAGGUGCCCAGCCCAGCGCUGCGGGCCGCCCUCCGGAGUACCGUGUCGGGGAAUGUCGUGCCGGCAUACCGUCGGUACCUCGACGACCACCCGGAGGUUGAGGUGCCGGCAGGGCGCACCGCGGAGGAGCUGGAGAAUCAGUUGUCGGAGCUGUUCGAAGGCUAGUAGACUGAAAGCUUCGCACUGCAUGUUGUAUCUGAAAUUCUGAGCCAGAGACCAGCUUGUGCUGGCGCCUAUCCACUUGCAGCUGGAUUCAGAAA